Phalaenopsis equestris is the source of this 1303-nucleotide messenger RNA. Its product is annotated as putative F-box protein PP2-B12. NCBI's taxonomy places the organism in Eukaryota, Viridiplantae, Streptophyta, Magnoliopsida, Asparagales, Orchidaceae. The transcript has 3 exons. Gene Ontology annotation, molecular function: protein binding. Bases 133 to 1158 code for a protein of 341 amino acids. The record is from RefSeq and is a predicted model, not a curated record.
UUAGGUCGGUUCGACAUUGUUAAGUCGGUUCCGUUGAUCGCCCUAAGGGAAGGAAGCUUUUCCCGCAUUCACCACGUUCCCCUGCAUAUAUACAUACAGGCGGAAAGAGCAAGAAGUGAGAGGGAGAGAGAGAUGGAUGUUGAAGAAGGAGGUUACGUCGUCGGGAGCGAAAUUCAGAGGCUGCCGGAAGAGUGCUUGUCGCACGCUAUAUUACUAACUUCUCCUCGAGAUGCAUGCCGAUCGGAGGCGGUAUCGGCGGCGUUUCGCUCCGCAUCAGCGUCCGACAACGUUUGGAGAAGCUUUCUUCCGUCCGAUUACGCUGAGAUCCUCGCACGAGCUGUCGAUCGGGUGGAAUUCGCAUCGAUGAAGCAUCUCUAUUUCCGCCUCUGCGAUCCAAUACUCAUCGAUGGCGGGAAGAUGGGUUUUUUUGUUGAUAAAGAGACCGGGGUCAAGUGCUUCAUCUUGCCGGCGAGAGAGCUUUUGAUUAUUUGGGGGGAUACUCCUCAAUAUUGGAGAUGGAAUCAUGACCCUGAAUCAAGGUUUCCGGAAGUUGCUGAGCUAAUGAAUGUAUGCUGGCUGGAGAUCCGUGGCAGAAUUAACUCUAGGCUGCUCUCCAAAAGGUCUAACUAUUCAGCCUAUCUUAUAUUCAAAUUAUCAAGUAGUGCGGCGGGCUUCAACGAUCCUCCACAAAAGGCAUCGGUCACCAUAGGAGCAGACGACUCACCCCUUUCAGUGCGCCUGAUGGAAGAACAAAACUUUGGCAGGCCACGGCCGAUCUUACGUCGGCCGAGAUAUUUUCGAAACUUCUUUCGCCGUGCAAAUUUUCCGCAAGAGCCGCCGGAAGAUUUACGAGAGCCUCUGAACGAGCUGCAUGUGCGAGAUGAUUUGCCGGAAGAGGCGGACGAGGCUCGGCAUGAUCGACGGCAAAAUCCAGAUGUAGAAGGACAAGAUCAAUCAGAAAGGGAUGGUGAAAUUGUGGGAAGGCCUCAAUUAAGGCAGGAUGGGUGGAUGGAAAUUUUGUUGGGGGAGUUCUAUAAUGAAGAUGGAGAUGAUGGGGAGGUUGUUAUGUCGUUUUUGGAGAUCAAGGGAGGGCAUUGGAAGAGUGGCCUUAUUGUUCAGGGAAUUGAGAUCAGGCCUAAGAAGGGGGUUUGUAUGUGAAGUUUAAAUACUGACUUGCUUUUUUUUCUUCUUAAUUUCAAUGGUAUUUUGGCUGUUCUGUGAACUCUAAUAAUUUUGAAAUGUGGUUUUGGUUGUUUGUGUGAUUUUUUAAUGUAACUGUGCUUGUUAAAUCAACUCACUUUGU